GUGUUAUAUCUCCAUCUCAUCCUAAACAUUUUACCAACAUGUAAAAGGCAUACGUCCACAAGAUUUUGAUGUGUUUGUGCUGAAAUUCAGUUUUUUAUAUUCUAGUUUUUUUCUUCAAUCAACAGGCAGCUUAAAUAUCUUGAAUGACAAUUGCUCAUUAUCACAGCUCACAUGAGUGUUUGCUUCUUUAACAUGAUUUCAUUUGGAUUUCUUAAUAUACAUAAAGUGAAAAUCCAGGUCAAAUAUAGAAUGUGUUACGCUGUGAUUUUUAUGAACAGCUGUCUACACUGAUGUUUACUGGGUACUUGUAGAUGUUAUGUUGACAUCCUCCAUGACACAAACACAACAACCUGUUUUAUUUUUAAAUGUGUGAGAUGGCCCUCAGGCCUCUAAAUCCACAUCCAGGUUUGGGUGACUACUUGAAUUAGGGGAGUAUUAUUUAGAGCAAUUUUUGUCACUUUAGUUAAUUGCUCAACUCAGGCCGUUUUUGUUCAGUCUUUUUCUAACUGAACUUUCACAUUUAAUAUGCUAACUGAAGCCUGUAGAGUCUGAGAUGUAGCUCUUUUAUUUUCUGUAUUGUACAGUCUGACUUAGGGGUGAAUUUGCUGGGAUUUCCACUCCUAGAAAGAUUGGCGACUGUGUUGCAUGUUUUGAAUAAUCUUCUUCAGAGUAGACCUUUGGUGUAAGCUGAUAGUGAAUGAAAAAAACCAUAAAAAGCUGCUGUAGUUUUACUUUUCCAAGAGCGGUAAUGCACAUAAUGCAGAGACGAGCGCACGGGGGGAUAUCCAAAUUCUAGGAAGGCAGCCUGCUGCUGUACACAGGCGGAUUCUUCUCAGUCAUAGUUCUUAACAACUUGACUGUUUUCUCAAACUACACAAAGGGCGCUGUUCCCAUUCUGGGAAGUCUACUCAUCUUCAAAUUAUAAGUAGCUAUAUAUAAGCAGCUAUAUUAGCUUUGGCUUAACAUAUGUUAAAUAGCAUACUUUCCUGUUAAAAAUUUAUGACGGCUCAAAAUUAAAACCUUACAAAUUAAAACCCUGAAUCAUCACCACUUGUGUGAACUACAAGGGUGCCAUUUUUUGCUUUUCAAUCCAUUAAGUACCACAUUUUACACACUGAGCAAGAAAGGAAGUAAGCUCUUCAUGGUGACCCCCGAAAUUUUAAUGUAUCACUUUCUAUUCUUAGUUACACUGUAGCAGGUGACAGUAAUUAAAAACUACACUUUAGCUGUGGUGUGUCAAAACUUAUUUUAAAACAAUACAUAUGUACACUGCACUGUUAUUGACUCCAACCACUCAUAUAUCUGCAUGGCUGCAGUCAAUGACAGUGUUUCAAAGACAGUGGACCAAAACCCACCUUUCUUUUCCAGCCCUGGUUGCAGUGACAUGGCACUACAUUUCUGGGGAUGCAAUAACACCAAACAACAAUCACAUUUUUGUUAUAUAUUGCUUUGUGAUGGCCCACCAGAGGGCUCCACUCACACCCAGGUCGGGAGGAGGGGUUCUGCUGGUUUUUGGCGCAAUCUGUUCAGUUGUUGUUUGGAGAUGAAUAAAGUCAGAAUGGAAAGUUACAGCUCCUGUGUCGUCUCUACCAUACCUCCACAGCUUAACAAAUAUAUCAGACCACCAUGCACGAAUUUUAAAAUGUGCUAUUUUGCAAAAAGCAGAAAAAAUAGUAAAGCGUAUUAUUAUUAUUUUUAUGAAGAUGACAUCUUAAAUUUGAUUGAGCUACCUUCAAACUUUAAAGUAAACAUUUCAACAUUACAAUAAAAUCCUAUGCUGCUACUAUCAAUAAAAAUGGAGAAAAUGUCUAUAUUAUCUGGCUUUUCCAUUAAAAAGCAAAAGUGCUGCUGAGGUAGCUCAUCAGUUGUGCUCAAUCAUAUAUAGAGAUGGCUGCCCAAAAAGAAUUUUAUCCGACCAAGGAAGAGAAUUUGUUAACGAGCUCAACUCAAGACUUUGCAGCUUAAUGAAAAUAGAAAGGAGUGUCACAGCAGCGUAUCACUCUCAGACAAAUGGCCUCGACGAAAAGACAAAUGACAACAUAAAAAGAGCCCUGAGAAAAUUAGUGAACAGAAUGACUGGGAUGUGUAUCUGGAUACUACACUGUUUUCUUUGAGGUCCAAGGUCCACACCACAACCAAAUACACACCAUUCCAUUUAAUGUAUGGGAGAGAAGCUACGUAUUCUUCUGAAGUUCCCGUUGAAGUCCCGGUCAUUGAUGCAUACCUGCACCGUCUCACUGAGAGACGAAAGAAUGCUGCACACCUGCUCUGUUCAGUAGUUGCAAGCACGUUGUUUUCUGGGCAGUUCAGAUGCCUCACCAAGAUGAAGUUCCCAAUUGAAGACACGUGGCUGUGCCCUGUGAACCUUGGUACACACUGGAUUCUUGUGAUUGUCAACAUUUCUGCACAAAAAAUAUUGCUCAUAGACCCCAUGGGGAAUGAAGGUGUUUAUGACAGGAAAAUUCUGUGCAACUGGAGGAAUAUUCUGAGGAUGAGAGGGCAUGAAGACACCAUGGAGUGGCAGUUACAGACUAUGCAACACAACAAGCAACAGGAUUCCAGCAGUUGCAGAGUUUUACUAUUAAAGUUUACAGAACACUACCUUGCUUUUGGAGAGGUCAGUGAGGUGUUAAUCACUACAGAAGCAGUUGUGCUGGAGCGAAUGCAGAUAGCUUGCACCCUACUUGAACAUCGAGGGAACGCUGAGGAGUACUGCAUUGUUUGCUCUAUGUUAGAUGCUGACGCUGACCGCAGCAUGAUUGAAAUGGUGCAGUGUGAUUCUUGCCAAAGAUGGGCACAUUUUGAAUGUGCAAAAUAUAAGGAGAGUAACCGAGAAUAUAAAUGCAAAAAAUGUGAGAAAAACAUGUAACAACUUCGAAUAAAAAC
Messenger RNA from Oreochromis aureus, 2886 nucleotides. RefSeq lists its product as uncharacterized. Gene Ontology annotation, biological process: proteolysis. The coding region runs from base 2159 to 2869 and encodes 236 amino acids. The record is from RefSeq and is a predicted model, not a curated record. Gene Ontology annotation, molecular function: cysteine-type peptidase activity. NCBI's taxonomy places the organism in Eukaryota, Metazoa, Chordata, Actinopteri, Cichliformes, Cichlidae. The transcript is spliced from 11 exons.